AUGGCUCGGAAAGGUUCCUCUGCGAGUCUGUCUUCAGCUACCAGGUUGCAUCUACAUUAAAGCAAGUGAAACACGAUCAACAAGUGGCACGGAUGGAAAAACUAGCCGGUCUGGUGGAAGAGCUGGAGGCAGAUGAGUGGAGGUACAAGCCAAUAGAGCAGCUCCUGGGAUUCACUCCCUCCUCGGGCUGA
Eurypyga helias (sunbittern) is the source of this 191-nucleotide messenger RNA. It is a transcript of the gene ANAPC16, whose product is annotated as anaphase promoting complex subunit 16. The annotation marks the transcript as partial. Gene Ontology annotation, biological process: protein ubiquitination. Gene Ontology annotation, cellular component: cytosol; kinetochore; anaphase-promoting complex. The record is from RefSeq and is a predicted model, not a curated record. The transcript is spliced from 2 exons. NCBI's taxonomy places the organism in Eukaryota, Metazoa, Chordata, Aves, Eurypygiformes, Eurypygidae.